AUGUUGCCAAAUCUGCUUCGCAAGUGGAAAUAUAUAACAAAUAUGCGCUUUAGUCCUCUUAUUCACAAGCAGGUACUUCUCCAUCACUUCAUCACUUCACUCGUUGAUGCAUGUUUCAAGUCUGGUAAGGAAAUUUUCCUGGAAUGUUCACGUCACCAUGAAUCAAUGGCCAACAUAGGUUUCUUGGAAACAUUUUGCAAACUCCAGAAGCCCAUCAUUCUCCUUUCCAGGGAAGAGUGCGUGGAGCCCCGCACUCGCAAUCCGUUUUAUGAAACUGCUCGGGUAAGCCCCUUCCCUGGGGACUUUUACAGCCGAAUUUUUUUCGGCAAGGACCAUGUCAAACCCGACUAUUGGAAUGACAUCUGUCAUUUGCAACUGCCAUAUUCACAACCGCUCUCAAAAUCUUUGAUCGAAAGUUUUGUUCCCGCAGUUGUUCUCCCUGUUGCGAUGCUCCGAAAAAUACGACUUUUGAUUGACAUCAUCCUCUACGACAUUCACUUCCAGCCUGGUGCUCUGGGAUGGUUGGCAGGUCACGCCCCCGAUAUCAAAAGGACCCUGAACCACCGCUCAUGGGUGUUCCUUUGGGCGGUUCCCAAGACUGUAGACAGCAUACUGAGAGGCAUCAGCCAGAUAUUCAAGCAACCGGAUGCAGCCAUUACGUCAGGGGUCACGAACUUCAAUGCUGUGUUGGUUGGCACUGUAUUCACCUCUGUGUACCCCAGCAUUUGCUAUCAACCCAUGUCGGGGCCGGUUUAUGGUUACAUGAUCGCGGGGGCUGCCUUCAGCGUCUGUCUGUUGUCAGCCCUGGCCGCCAUCUUGGCCCCGACCAAACUGCCGCCCUUCACCCUUCCCUUCAACAUCGCCACCUGCAUCGUGUUCAUCUGCCUCCGAGGGCGCGGCCUGGUGGGGGCCCCGCCCGAUGAGGCCGCUGGGACUCCUGACGGUGACGGAAUAGAGUGGGAUCAGGUCUUCGUAGGGUGGGUGAGGUCCGUCGGCCAAGUUUACGCCUUGGAGAGCCUGGUGUGUUCUGGUCUCACGCUGGCCGGCCUCCUCUUGUACUCUCCUGUCCUUGUGUUUUUCGCAAUGGCCGGCGCUCUCGUCUCCACGGUCACGGCUCUGGCGGUGACGUCGGCCCCAUACGCUGACUAUCUACGCUGGAGGCUGGGGAUACAACGGGUUCCUGUCAGCCGGAAGCCUUGUCAUCUUCAUGGUUCCUUCUCCGAGAAUCUUCCUCCUUGCCAUCGUCAACGCCUCCUUCACUACCUUCCUUCACGCGGCUCUCGUUCCUUCAUUCGCGCUGAACCAACUGCCAGUGUUUACCUUCCCGUUCUGCAUAAGUUCCCUGCUGUUCUUGGCCAUGGCUGGGACAGGGGGCAUGGACAGUGAGAGAGUGCAUGAGCCAACUUUCCCGGAACGACAUUUUGUGCUCCAGUUACGGAACAUCCGGGAUGACGCCAGUGUUUAGUGUCGACGCUCUUCCUUGAUCGAAACCAUUGGUUGAGUAGGAUCUUAGUACAAAACACGAGGCAUAGUUUUUUUUAUUACUGUGGUCUUUCUCUCUUUUAUUUUCUUUUUUCUUGUAGGUUUAAGCGCUGUCAUCUUUUGGAUAAGGCUGUGAUAUAGAUCGGGGUUUAUUUAAAUGUUUUAAUUUGUGAAGGGUAAAGAUAACAGGUAAUUUGUUUGAAUCCUUUUGACUGAAAUUUGAAUGAAAAAAUGUGGACACGUACUCUAUUUUGAUUUUUUUUUUUAAAUGUUACUGAUAUGGAAACCUUAAUAAUUAUGGUUAUGAUAAUGUUAUUUCAAUACUAAUAACAAUAUAUUCUCGAAAUGUGGGAUAAGAGUAAACAGGUGAGGCAGGUAGGCUAAUUGUUGCCUCCUUGCUGACGAGGCACUUCAGGAAGCCAGCUGGUUAUAAUCGCAAUGAAUCCAUUAAAUUUACGGCGUACAGGGCAUGUGAUUUGGGAUAAUGAUGGCAUAGGUUACAGGCCCAAAUAACAGUGUUCAGCAAGGCCUCCAUGUGGUCAUUUAAAAGUUUUUUUGUUUUUUUUUUUAUAUUAGACGAUAUAUUUUAAUAACGACUUUUUGGUUAGUCGCAAUGCAUUACAUGUUGCAGUCUGUUUCAGUAUUAUGUGUGUGUGUGUUGCUAUCCGUUUUAUUUUAUGUUUAUGGGGAUGUUUGUACACACGCACACGCACACGCACACGCACACGCACAC
Molecule: messenger RNA, 2215 nt
Organism: Penaeus chinensis
Lineage: Eukaryota; Metazoa; Arthropoda; Malacostraca; Decapoda; Penaeidae
Exons: 10
Coding region: 1-1386 (461 amino acids)
Biological process (GO): urea transmembrane transport
Cellular component (GO): membrane
Molecular function (GO): urea transmembrane transporter activity
Source: RefSeq, a predicted model, not a curated record